AUGUCCGGCUUCUCAUCUUUUUUAGGGGGAGAGCCCGAUGAGUUGUCCAUUUCCGGACUAGACCCCGAGCAAGGACCCGAGUCUGCAUCUGAAUUUUCGGGGGAGCAUCGUGGAAUCUUUGACUUGCUUCGUGACAGCUCAGAACAUGAGACUCGCCUUGAGCCCCUUGAUGAGGAGGCUAAUUGGUAUCAGAGUGUGGCUGAUCUGUCAGAUGAGCCUGAGCAUCUUUGGACUGCAGAGCCCUCUGACUUAGGUGAAGGUCUUGACACCGAGUUGCCUGUGCCUGCUGAACAACCGUGUGAGGUCUGCCUGCCAACUUUGGAGCCUCUGCCUAUGCUCUCUCCAGUGAGGUUUCAAGGUCCUGGCUCCGCUGACCCUCAGUUGAAUGCCUGGCAGGUGGAUGCAGUUUUGUUUGAUGUGAAGCGCAGGCGCUUGAGCAUUCCAGCGCAACCUUGGAAUUCCGGACCUUUUGCCUUAAAGAUGCCUGGGAUUGGUUUUGCGACUAGUUUCUUGAAUAGGGCCAGACCUUCAGUCGGGUUAGCUGAUGUACUUAACCCACCACUCAACUCGCCGUUGGGUGUCAGAGAGCCAGAGCCAGUGCUGGCGUGGGUGGUUGAAUCUAGGCUUCGCCACUUUAGAGUUGAACGGUCGGACGAGGACUUGAGGGUGCAUGCUCUUGCACGAAUCCGUACAUUGGUCAUGCUGGAUCCGUUGGCUUCAAAGUUAGGAAGAAGUUUGGCAAGUGAUGUCGAAAAUUUGGCCACAGAGGAGGAAAUUUCAUCUUCCUUCUCCCAUGCCUUUGCAUCCAAGGCUGCAAGCACCAUCCACAAGAGGGCUGGGUCAUUGUGUAAGUUUGCAAGCUGGUGCAUGCGAGAGGGAGCAUCCCCCUUGAGGUUUGAAGAGGUGCAUCUGUAUCACUACCUAUGUGAUCUUCAGAAGUCCGCUGGGGCUACAUCAGGAAGCCAUCUGAUUGAAGCCCUACGCUUCUUAGAUUCGGUGGUGAGUUUGGUUCACAUUGAGGUCGAGGAGGUGAUGUCGGCCCGGUGCCGUGGUGUUGCUCAGGAAAUGCAUAUGGCCAAGGCUCCGCUGAGGCAGAAGAAGGCCUUAACCAGGAAGCAGGUGGAACAUCUUGAGCUCUUCACCACGCGUGCUUCUUCGAGGCAUGCCUGCAUUUCGGGACAGCUGUUGUGGUGUAUGCAUUCAGGGUCAAGGUGGAGAGACUCGCAAACCCUUCGCCACAUCGAAUUGGAGGUGGACGAGGAAUCGGGCGAAGUCCUGAUUUACGGUGAGGCCCUAACUUCAAAGACAACCUUGACCGCCAAGGCCAAAACCACUCUGCUACCAUACGUGGGUGUGGGACUUGGCGUUUCAGGGUUACCUUGGGCAAAAGCUUGGUUCGAUGCACGCACUGCUGAAGGCUUGACUGAUGUGGAUCCUUUUCUGCCCACGUUUUGUGAAAGGAAAGGUUGCUGGGGUUCGCAACGAAUGUCAGCGUCGGAAGCCAGCAUUUAUCUCCGUGAGUUUCUUCAAAGCAUGGACCCAAGCUACGGAGAGCUGCGGGAGUUGGGGACUCAUUCUAUGAAGAGGACUUUGCUAAGUUGGGCGGGAAAGUCCCACCCAGUCACCUUCACUCAUCCUGAAAGACGGCUUUUGGGACAUCAUCUGGAUCAGGAGAACAAAUCGGUGGUGGUCUACAGCAAGGACGCGUACGUGGCCUUGUACGGAAAGGUCCUUGGGAUGUAUGCCACAGUUCGUUCCGGCCUUUUUGAUCCUGAUAUGAGUGCUGUGAUGAGGAUGAAAUCCAUUGCGCAUCAAGUGGGUAGCUUGAGCUUGGGCUCCGAUGAGCCGACCGAGGACCUUCAGGCUGACCGUGCCCUCUUCAUGUAUGCCUCUGAAAAGUUGAUGGGUCGGCUUGCUGCUCCGGCCGGACAGCCCAAGCCGCUUGAUGACGUCAUUCAAGAAUUGAUGCACUCACCACAGGUCACUCAGUUUCUGCAGCCUGUCCAACGUCCGCCUGACCCUCCUGCCGGUUGGGAUAGCAAUGCUUGGAAAGGCAAGGGUAAGAAAGGCAAAGAAGGCAAGGACGGAAAAGGCAAGACAGGCAAAGGCACUGGUGCAGCUCCUUCCAAACCUGACAUUCCUGAGGGCUGUGUAUCUCGAGAUGCCGCCAAUAAGCCCAUCUGUUAUGGAUUCAACCGCGGCACGUGCCGAUGGAAGGGCAAAGCUGGCCGAUGCCAGAGAGGACUGCACAUAUGCUGGAAGGACCCGCGCACGGCUUCUCUUGCUCGGGCCGUGCCGCUCUCUGUGCAAGAGCAAGACUUUUCUACUGCCACUGUCGGCGGUACCCGGACAUUCGACGAUGCCGAGGCUCUAGCCGCGGAGUUCUUCCUGAUUCCAAAGGUCGCCGCCAAGGGGGCUGAUGUGCAUGUCGAUCGCCAUAACUUACCAGGCAGCUUGAACGCUGUCAUUGCGAUUACAGAUUUUAAGCAGGGUGGCUUGGUUGUCGAGGACCCCGAUGGUCCCGAACGCGCUUGCUUCCAAGGAAAGGUUGUCCAUGGCCGGAUAAUUCCUUUUCAAAAUCACGUCCUUGUCUUUGAUGCUCAAUCCCAGCGGCAUUGGACCCAGGCUUGGCAAGGACGCAGGCAGGUUCUGGUGGCUUACAGCGUGCCCACUCAGGGUUUGUCUGCUGAGGACAUUCAAUUUCUGCGUGACUUGGGUUUCUCGCUGCCUUCUGCUACGAGAGUUCCGCGACCCGUCCGGGAUAGCCGUCCCUGGGCCUUGGAGGUUUUCGCGGGGUCUGCGGUGCUUUCUAAAGCUUGGAUCCGAGCUGGGUUUCGUGUGCUUGCCAUCGACAUUUGUGUUCGGGGUGCACAAGUGCCCAUUGCACCUUUGGAUUUGACUUCGGCGUCGGGCCUUAAAAUUUUCUGGGAUCUUGUGGCUAAACUGCAGCCAGAGGCCAUCCAUGUCGGGGUUCCAUGCGGAACCGCUUCUCGUGCUCGUGAGAAACGCCUUCCAGCCAGUGUUGUGGCGGCUGGGGCCCCAGAGCCCCAGCCUCUGAGGGACGCUUUGAAUCCUUUGGGCUUGCCGAGUUUGUCUCCUGGCUCUCUUGACGCCCUCCGAGUUACAAAGGCUAACCAGCUCUAUGAGCUUUCCCUUGACAUUGCCUUGUUUUGUGCCAGCCGCGAUAUUGUCGUGUCCAUUGAAAAUCCGGCCAGACCUUGGGCCUGGGCGGCCAUCGUUGAGCUCCUGCGCCGCAGGGCUAACGCCUCUGACUGUGCCUGCUUUAAUCGCCUGCAAUCCGUCAUUUUCCAUUCCUGUAUGCAUGGGGGCAGCCGUCCCAAACAGACCAAGCUGCUGUGUACCGCUGACGUUUAUGCCACCCUCAGCGCUCAGUGUGAUGGGCGGCAUCAGCAUGAGCCCUGGUCUAUCACAGCCAAAGGGGGUCGUUGGCAUUUUGCCACUGCCCAAGAGGCGGCCUAUCCUGCUCUUCUGGCCGCUCGCAUGGCCCGCUGCUUGUUGCUUCAUGUGCGUGCCAAACGCCCUGCCGUCCGUUUGGAGCCGACCCUCUCCGUCCUGUCAUCUGCCGCUGUGUCGCGUCAGACUCGCAAGCACGCCGCCCUGAUUCCAGAAUUUGCUCAGGUGAUCCAGCUGCCAAUUUCUCAGGUUGAUAAAGGCAUGCGUGUACUUCGCGAAGUCUCAUUCCAUGGGGAGUGUGCGGGAGACUGCGACUCGAACAACCCUAUUGCCGAGGCCCAGGCGUUGCAGCACCCAUUCGAUACCCACAAUCCUGUGGCUGCAGUCACUGUGGAUGCGAUCGACUUUCUGGUGAACUCUUCUCCGCAGCAAGUGACUUUGCACAGGAAGCUGGCCUUGCUUAAGUUACAGCUGCUGAUCAAAAAGGGUGAGAGAGAGGAAGCGGAGCUCCACAGCAAGAUGCAUCCUUCAGUGGCUAAGGUGAUGCGGGGUAAAAAGAUUUUAGCACUUAAGGCCUUACUUGAACAAGAAGGUUAUGAUGACCUUGAGGCAGUCAAGUUCUUGACCGAGGGUGUACAUGUCAUGGGCUCUGAACCCCAUCCUCCUUGCUUCGACAAGAAGGUGAAAGCCGCUACGCUAACUGAACAAGACCUGCGGGAUACAGCCAAGGAGAGACGGGAAGCCAUUGUUGGUGAUGAUGCACCCGGCGACGCGGCCAAGGCUCAACUCUUGUUCAAGGUCACGCAGGAGGAAGUCGACCUGGGUUUCCUAGAUGGGCCGUACACGGCUGAUGAAAUCUCAAACUUGGUGGGACAUGACCAGUGGUGCGUCAUAAGAAGGUUCUUGCUGGAUCAAGGGUCGAAACAUCGGCCUAUCGAUGAUGCCUGUCAGUCGCAAACCAAUGCUGCCUACAGCGCUACCAUCCGCUUGGAGCUUCACAAUGCUGACUACGUAGCAUCGUUGGCCCUUCUUAUCGCCAAGAAGGCCAAAAACCAAAAGCACGGGUCAGGUGCAUGGCUGGGUAAAUGCCUCGACUUGACCAAAGCUUACAAGCAGGUAGCAUUGCACCCGGAUCAACGAGAUUUAUGCAUAACCUACUUCAGAGGACCAGGGGGAGAGGAAAAAUUUUUCCUCCCCAAUGCGCUGAUGUUUGGCGCCACUGCCGCCGUUUUCGGGUUCAUUAGGAUUAGUCGGUGUCUCUGGUUUCUCGCGAACAAAGUCAUGAAGGUUCCAUCAGCUUGCUAUUUUGACGACUGCCCUCUCUUCGCGCCAGAAGAGGGGGCCCAGGAGGCAGAUGAAUGCAUAAGUCAAUUCUUCACCAUGCUGGGGUGGUCUCACGCCGUCACCGGCGAAAAAGGCAAGCCGUGCUCAUCAUCCUUCGAUGUCUUAGGACUUACUUUGGACUUGUCGCAACUGCAGAAAGGUUUAGUGGUUCUCAGGAACAAACCCGGACGGGUGGAGAAAAUCUUGAGUGAGUUUGACAAGGUCUCUGAACCGGAAGCCAUCACCCGCCACCAGAUACAGGUCCUCCAUGGGCUGUUGAAUUUCGCUGCGGGGUUUUAUUCCGGAAGGGUGCUGAAACACUUGUGUUAUGAUCUCUUGGAGUUCCUUGAAUGGCGCGGCCCGGUCGCUUUCCAACGGCUCCAGAAGCUUUCGGCACGAGUGAAGCAUGUGCUGGAAUCGAUGCCGCCCAGGGUCUUGUCGUGCAACUUUGCUUGUGAAUCAAUACUCGUGUGGACCGACGGCUCGUGGGAAUCGGGACAUGCGGGUAUUGGUGCGUGCAUCUGGGAUCCCUUGAAACAGUGUGGACAUGUGCUAGGAGGUGUGGCUCCAUCUUGGGCGAUUGAGUCGUGGAAGGAGGACUUCGAUGCUCGGGAUGGCGAGCCUCAACUUAUAUGCCACAUUGAGUUGCUUGUUCUAGUGGCGGUAAGAUGGAUGUUCCAAGAUCAAUUCUUGAACAGGCGAGUGAUUAUGUUCGUCGACAAUGACGCCGCUCGGUAUGCCAUUCUGAAAGGUGGAAGUGGAAGUGACGGGAUGAACAACUUAGUCCAAUUGUUCGACCUUCCUGAUCUAAAGUUUCCGUCUCUGUACUGGAUUGACCGUGUACCGUCGAGUAGCAAUAUAGCGGACGGCCCUUCCAGAGAUGACUUCGCUUUGGCACUUAAGUUGAUGAAGGCUACUUGCGUGGAAGCCUUCGCUUGGCACGAUGAGCUUAAGACUUCAGUCAUCACAAGGCGCAAGAGGAAAGGGGUGUGA
Messenger RNA from Symbiodinium sp. CCMP2592, 5730 nucleotides. Lineage: Eukaryota; Dinophyceae; Suessiales; Symbiodiniaceae. The record is from the annotation of a GenBank genome assembly.